Messenger RNA from Theobroma umbraticum, 5284 nucleotides. RefSeq names its product putative disease resistance protein At4g27220. The record is from RefSeq and is a predicted model, not a curated record. Gene Ontology annotation, molecular function: ATP hydrolysis activity; ADP binding. NCBI's taxonomy places the organism in Eukaryota, Viridiplantae, Streptophyta, Magnoliopsida, Malvales, Malvaceae.
GGUCAAGAAGCCUGGUCAGCCUCUACGUCAAAAAAACCACUCUUUCCACACUGUUUCGAACACCUUCAUCUUUGCUCUGCGGGUCUCAAACUAAUCAUAGAGCUGAAUCUAUACAUGGAGGUACACUUUUAGAAACCCUUUUAGCAUCUACUUUCACCGUUGUGUUUCUUCUUGUAAUCCUUCUUCUUUCUACAGCAAUUACUCUGUUAUUUCUGUUGUUGUUAUUGGGUUUCUUUUCUUGUCUUGUUGGGGGUUUUGGUACUUUGGUUUGCUUCGCAUCUAGUACAAAAUACUAAAAAGAAAGAGAAAACAUAAAAAAGAAAUGGAGAUCUGCAUUUCCAUUGCGGCUAAAACUUCCGAGUACGCGGUUGGUCCAAUCACAAACCAAAUUAGUUACAUUUUCAAGCAUGAAGGCAAGGUAGAAAGUUUGAAAAUUGGGGUUGAGAAGCUGAAGGAUGCAAGAGAAAGGGUGCGUCAUUUGAUUGAAGAGGCGAAAAGAAGAGGGGAAGAGAUUGAGCAGGAUGUGGAAAAAUGGUUGACUCAGGUCAACAAAAAGCUUAGCGAUCAAGAUCAAGAAGAGGAUGCAGACAAAGCCAAGAACAAGUGUUUAAUUGGGUUGUGUCCUAAUUUGAAGACUCGUUAUCAGCUGAGUAAGAGAGCAGAGAAGGAGAGCGAGUCCAUUGUUGAGCUUCUGAAUGAAGCUGAGAAAUUCAACUCAGUUUCGGUGUCGUACCGUCCAGCUCCCCAGGAGAUAACGUCCACCUAUGUUAAGGGUUUCGAGGACUUUGAGUCAAGGAGGCAUGUAUUCGACGGGGUUAUGGAGGCUUUGAAAGAUUCUAGUGUCAACGUUGUAGGGCUGUAUGGAUUGGGUGGCGUAGGAAAGACUACGUUAGCAAGACAUGUUGCAGGGCAAGCUAAGGAAAAAAAUUUAUUUGAUACUGUGGUGAUGGCAUUUGUAACACAAAAUGCAGAGACAGCAGAAAUUCAACAACAGAUUGGAGAUAGGUUGGGUCUGGAAUUUGAUGCAAAGACUAUCUCUGUGAGAGCGGAUCGGCUACGUGAGAGGCUGAAGAAAGAGAACAAGGUUCUUGUUAUUUUGGAUGAUCUUUGGGCAAGACUGGAUCUGGAAGCAGUUGGAAUUCCUUGUGGAGGUGAACAUGUGGGAUGCAAAAUUUUGUUGACUUCUAGAGAUCUCAAUGUUUUAUCCAUGAUGGAUUCUAGGAAUAAUUUCCCUGUUGGCGUUUUAGAAGAAAAGGAAGCCUGGAACCUGUUUAAUAAGAUAGCUGGUGACAGUGUCACCGAAAAUCCUGACGUGUAUUCCACAGCAAUUGAUGUUGCUAAGAAAUGUGCAGGACUGCCAAUUGCCAUAGUAACAGUUGCAAGGGCUUUGAGAAAUAAGGGUCUGUUUCAAUGGAGAGAUGCCUUGCAGCAACUAAGAACGCCUUCCUCAAGAAAUUUCACUGGGAUACCAGCACCAAUUUAUUCGGCUAUAGAGCUGAGUUACAGUCAUUUGGAAAGUCAGGAACUUAAGUCAACUUUCUUGCUGUGUAGUUUACUGUGUGCUGACACUCCUAUUAGUGACUUGGUGAAAUAUGGCGUGGGUUUGGGUUUAUUUCAAGGUAUAAAUACAAUUGAAGAAGCACGAGACAGAGCAUACUCGUUGGUCAAUCAACUGAAAUCUUCUUGCUUGUUGAUUGACAGUUUUUUUGAGGAUAUUUUCUCAGUGCAUGAUGUUGUUCGAGAUGUUGCACUAUCAAUUGCAUUCAGGGAGCAGCAUGGUUUUUCAUUAAGAAAUGAAGUUGCACCAAAAGACUGGCCUCCUAUGGAUAUGCUAAAUAACUGCAUUUUCAUGUCAUUGUCGCACAACCAUUUUAUCGAGCUUCCUGAAGACCUGGAAUGUCCACAACUACAAUUUUUUUACAUUUGUAAUGUUUUUCCUACUCUGAAACUUCGGGACAAUUUUUUCACAGGGAUGAGAAAGUUGGAAGUCUUAGAUUUGACUGGUGUGUGCUUUUCAUCACUACCCUGGUCAGUUAGUCUCUUAGCAAAUGUCCGUACAUUGUGUCUGGAUCGAAGUAGUUUUGAAAACAUAGCUAUUGUUGGAGAGCUCAAGACAAUUGAAAUCCUUAGCCUUCGAGAAUGUGAUAUUAAACAGCUGCCAAGGGAAAUUGGGCAGUUGUCUCGGCUAAGGAUGUUAGAUUUGGGUUAUAAUCCCAGACUGAAAUUGAUUCCAUCAGGAGUAUUUUCAAGUUUGUCUGGAUUAGAAGAACUAUGUUUGGAGAGUAGUUUCACUGAAUGGGACAUUGAGGGCAAUGCUAGUCUUGUCGAAUUGAAGCGUUUAUCUAGGUUGACCUCGUUGGAUGUACAUAUUCGGAAUGUCCAAAUUGUGCCAAUGAAGUUGUUCUCUGAAAAGUUGAAAAGAUACCAGAUUUUGAUUGGAGAUAUGUGGUAUUGGUCUAGUCAGAGGAAAACCUCAAGAACAUUGAAGCUCAAGUUAAAUUCAAGCUUUCAUUUGGAUCAUGAAAUCAAAACCUUACUAAAGAAAACUGAAGAUCUGUAUCUAGAUGAAGUGGAAGAUAUAAAGAAUGUACUUCAUGAGUUAGAUGCUGAAGGCUUUCCUCAAUUGAAAUAUCUCCAUGUCCAAAAUAGUCCAACAAUGGAACAUAUCAUUAACUCUGUGGAGUGGGUUCCUUGCAAAGCAUUUCCUAUCUUGGAGUCAUUAUCUCUUCGAAAUAUGAUUAAUUUUGAGAAGAUAUGUCAUGGUGAAAUUGUAGCAGAAUCUUUUAGCAGACUAAAAAUCAUAAAGGUUGCACAUUGUGAUAGAUUGAACAACUUCUUCUCACUGUCCACAGCCAGAAAGAUUUUCCAACUUCAGGAAAUUGAAGUAACUUACUGUAAAAACAUCACAGAGAUUGUUGCUGAGGAAAGAGAGGGUAACAUUGAAGAUAAUGAAGCAUUGUUCUGUCAACUAAGGUACUUGAGUCUUGGUUGUCUGUCGAAUUUCCUUCACUUCUGCUCAAGAGAGGAAAAGCUUUUAACAUCUGAACAUGGACGAUCACAAUCGACCAUUGACACAAGGUCUAAGGAAAGGACGCUUUUCGACGAAAAGGUACUUGUUGAGGAUGUGUUUCCGAAUUUGGAGAAGUUGGAUCUGUUCUCAAUCAACGUUGAGAAAAUAUGGCAUAUGUGCUGUUUUCCAGCUAAUUGUUCUACUGUUCAAAAUUUAACGACUUUCAUUGUGAGUGGCUGUGGCAAUUUGAAAUGUCUUCUUUCAUCUUCUAUGGUUCAAAGCUUAGUGCAACUCAAAAUGCUUGAGAUUACUGAUUGUAAGAUGAUGGAAGAAGUAGUAGUUGCAGAAGAAGAAAAAGUAAGCAAGAUGAUAUUCCCUAAACUAGAGACACUGUUGCUCCGUGACCUUCCAAAGCUCACAAGAUUUUGCUCUGAAAGUUUAAUUGAAUUUUCUUCUCUAAGUGAGUUGUUUCUAGAAAACUGCCCUUGUUUGAAGGUGCUUGUCUCGGGCUUCCCAGGUGCAGGCACAGCAAUAAAGAAAGAAGAAAGGAAGAACAACUCAAAGGAGAACAUCUAUACUGUCGUACCAACUCUUUUUGAUGAAAAGGUGGCACUUCCUAUGUUAAAGCGAUUGUCAAUUUAUGGGAUGGCUAGCUUGGAAAAGAUAUGGCAUGACCAACUUUAUUUGGAUUCCUUAUGCAAAUUAAAUUAUUUUUCUUUGGGCUCCUGUGAGAAGUUACUGAAUGUUUUUCCAUUUAGCAUGCUGGAAAGACUUCAGGGACUAGAGACAUUAGUCAUAUUCAAAUGUGAUUCCCUAGAAGAAAUAUUUGAAUCUCAGGGACUCUGUGCUCGUGAAUCAUGUGCUGCAAAAGCCACUCAAUCGACUGAGAUAGAAGCAAUCACAAAGUUGGCAUUUCCUCAAGUGAGGUCCUUAGGAUUGACUAAGCUACCAAAAUUAAAGAGUUUUUACCCAAGGUUACAUUCUACAGAAUGGCCAUUAUUGGAAAGAAUGGGGGUGGUAGAAUGUGACAAAGUGGAGAUAUUUGCUUCAGAGUAUCCAAGCCCGAAAGAAAUCCAAGGAAAGACCCAAUUCGAAUUCCCAAUUCAACAACCCUUGUUUUGGGUCAAUAAGGUUACAUUCCCUAGCCUAGAAGAAUUGACAUUGGUUAGAAAGGAAAAGGUGAAGGAGAUAUGGCAGGGACAAGUUCCGGCAGAGUAUUUCAGAAAACUAAAAGUUCUUGUGCUCAGAGGGCUCCCUAAGCAAUCAGCUACCUUGUUAUGUCGAUUCUUCAGAUCGUUAAAGAGUCUUGAAAAACUUGAUGUAGGUGAUGCUUCUUUUGACAAGAUAUUCCAAUGUGAAGGGCUUGCUGGUGAGGAAAAACAUGCGUGGACAUUUCAUUGCUUGGCUGAAUUAAUGCUGUUUAGACUUCCUGAGCUGAUGCAUCUUUGGGAGGAAGGAUUUCAACCUGGACCAAUCUUCCAAAAGCUGAGAACUAUAAAAGUUAUGGAAUGUGACAAAUUGAAGUGUUUAGCACCAUCUUCAGCUUCUUUCCAAAACCUUAUUACAUUGGAAGUAUCAAAAUGUCAUGGGUUCCUAAAUUUGGUAACACACUCAACAGCUAAAAGCUUGAUGCAGUUAACUAGAAUGAGCGUAACAGAUUGCAAAAUGAUAGAAAAUAUUGUUGCAUGUGUGGGUGAGGAAACGAAGGAUGCAAUUGCUUUCACUCAGCUGAAAUAUUUGGAACUUAAUUGUCUACCAAACCUGGAAUGUUUCUGCUUGGAAAGCUGUGACCUUGUCUUCCCAUCCUUGGAACAACUAAUUGUGAUGCAGUGCCCAAAUAUGAAGAUUUUCUCGAAGGGAGGGUUAAGUACACCAAAGCUGCAAAAAGUGCAAGUGGCAGAAGAUGAAGCUAAAGGGCAUACGGAGGGCAGCCAUAACACCACCGUACAGCAGCUGUUCAAAGAGCAGAAUUUCAAAGCUUAUUAGUGCUACACUUCAUUUGCCCACAGUGGAUUAAGGUUCAACAGCAGAAGGGCCUCUUUUUGUUCAUAUUUCAUCAUCUCAUGAUGAUGAUGAUGCUUUUAUCACAAAGACAGAGAAUCAUUAGAUUGAAUUCAGUCUGUAUUUUUUUUCUUAAUAUCGUUUAUUAUAGAAAAGGGACAAAUAAAAAAGGAUGGAAGGAAUAUAUAGUUGACUGUACUUUGUUAAAGAUAAGAAUUAACAUUCUACAAGGCAUGGCCAUACUAGCACGUGACACUUUAUGUUUAUAUUUCA